This is a messenger RNA of Aspergillus aculeatus ATCC 16872, 1563 nucleotides long. RefSeq lists its product as uncharacterized. The transcript has 5 exons. Gene Ontology annotation, molecular function: mannosyltransferase activity. Gene Ontology annotation, biological process: protein processing; GPI anchor biosynthetic process. Gene Ontology annotation, cellular component: glycosylphosphatidylinositol-mannosyltransferase I complex; endoplasmic reticulum membrane. The record is from RefSeq and is a predicted model, not a curated record. The annotation marks the transcript as partial. NCBI's taxonomy places the organism in Eukaryota, Fungi, Ascomycota, Eurotiomycetes, Eurotiales, Aspergillaceae.
AUCAAACGCAGAACAACCUACCUCCAAGACCCCUCCACCCCCUUCGACCCCUCCCAAGCCCGUCUCCUCCCCCAGGCCCUGGAGAUCCGGAACUUACACAGCGCAAAGCAAGAACGGUGGACCGUGCCUGUUGAGGAGUUAUUGGGCAGUGGUGAUGGGUGGGAUGCCGAGUUCUUGGGAAGUGGUGUGGAGCGGUUGAGUGUCAGGUGGGCCUCGGGGGAUGCUGCUGCUGCUGCUGCUGGCGCCGGCGCUGGGGGGGCUGUCACACCCUUCGCGAGUCGGGUCUCCGGGGGGUUGCAUGUUUUCUUGAGGCCGGGGAGGGGGGAUAAGGGGGAUGAGGGGGAGGGGAAAGAGAGUGUUGAGGGGGAGAGGAGCGAUGCGGUGUGUCGGGUUUUGAGGAGUAAAUCUUUCACUUGGUCCGAUGCAUUGUCUGAGUAUCAGUUUUAUUCGCCUUUGGGGUCGUUGGAGGGGUUGGUGGGUUUCUUUCGGGAGAAGGUCUGUACAGUGACAGGGAAGGAGGGAGCUGAGGCGGAGCGGUGUCGUCGACAGGCCCGGGAGUUGCUCGCUGCUGACUCGGUGGAUCUCGCCUACGAUUCGGGAUCGCGCAAUUUAGUGGUGUCCGCGUUCUGGGCGGAUGCGCCGGGGGGCGAGGGGUGGACGGAGGAUCUCCACGCUCCGGCUGCUGGGUCCAAAGGGAAGACGGAGGUUGGGUUGCUGGGGGCGGAGAGGACGGCGGACCCUGAGGAGAUCAAGAUGGGUGGGCUGUUAGGGGUGGUUGGGGAGGAUGAGAAGUUGAAGCCGACGUUGUUUUCCUUCUCUUCCAGACACCAUGCCCUCCCUCGUGAUGCCGUCUUCUCGGUGGCGUUCCCCCUGCCCACGGGCUUACAUCCUACGAUGACCAUUUCCCUAUCGCCCGCCGCGCUGCAACCCCCGGACGCAACCUGCGCCCUGCAUACGUAUCUCACGCUGCCGUCCUAUCUCUUCGGCGACAAGUACCAGCUGGGCACCGAGGAUCCGCUGUUCUUGGAUUCGCACCACCUGGUCAAGUUGCUGUCCGUGACGGGCGAGACGGACCUCGAGGCGCCGGACUGGUCUGUGAGUCAGUGGGGUUCGAAUUGGCUGCUCGAGGUGGCUACGCCCCCUGAGGUUCAGCCUUCCGAAGAAUGGAACGUGACCAUUCCGCUUCAUUUGCGGUACUUGGCCCCCUCGGAAAGUGGUUAUCGCUCGGUCGAGGUCCCCUGGCCGGUGAUGUUCUGGGCGUGUGCCGCCAGUGAGGAGUCCAAGAUGCAUUUCAACCCCUUCGACCGUGUGAACCUCGGAUGGGAGGGGCUUUUUGCGCCCCAGACCAUAUUCUACCAGGUGAAUCCAGCUGCAGAACAGGGUCGGCUGGUCGAGGAGAUCAGCGUGCCCGUGCUGAAGGAGAACGGCCUCUUCAACAGCAGGACCAUCGAAUUCGGCACAGUACUUGCCAUUGUCCUGGGUUCGCUUUGGGUGCUGUGGAAACUCGGCGCCGUGAUGCGGAGCUCUGGCGCCCGCACAAGGGUAGAGAGCCAGAAGAAGUCC